Molecule: messenger RNA, 837 nt
Organism: Nicotiana attenuata
Lineage: Eukaryota; Viridiplantae; Streptophyta; Magnoliopsida; Solanales; Solanaceae
Product: universal stress protein A-like protein
Exons: 4
Coding region: 30-539 (169 amino acids)
Source: RefSeq, a predicted model, not a curated record
AUACAUACACAAAUACUAUAUUUGAGUAAAUGAUAAAAAUGGAAGAAGGUGGAAGAAGUAGUACUGUUAGAGAGGAGAAAAAGAAGAAAGUGAUGGUAGCAAUAGACGAAAGUGAGUGCAGUUUCUAUGCAUUAGAAUGGGUACUUAACUAUCUUUACAAUUCUUUGUUGAAUUCAGAGAUUGUGUUAUUCACUGGCCAGCCUAUUGCUGAUUAUAGCUAUAUCUAUGCUUCUUCGUUUGGUGUUACCUCGCCAGAGCUAAUAACAAGUAUACAAGAAAAUCAAAGGAAAGUAACCAAUGCUCUGCUGAAGAAAGCUAAGGAUGUUUGUGGUCAACAUGGGAUAGUUGCUGAGACAAUGACACAAGUGGGAGAUCCAAGGGAAACUAUAUGUGAAGCAGCUGAGAAGCUUCAUUUAGAUUUGCUUGUGUUAGGUAGCCAUAACAAGGGUGCUAUACAAAGGGCAUUUCUAGGAAGUGUUAGCAACUACUGUGUUCGCAAUGCCAAGUGUCCGGUUCUUGUUGUGAGGAAAACACCAUGAAAGAAAGGAGAAAGGGGCGGAGCUAGAAAGAAACUUACCAUUAGAUUUGUCUGAAAUCUCGUAUCUGUGCUAUGAAAUUCACGAAAUAUGUACAAAUUUUAAAUUUAGAGUGCAACUUUUAGAUCUUUAAGUCGUUAUUCUAGAAGUUAGAAUCCAUAAAGUUUAAAUUCGCCACCUUAAGAAGGUUGUGCAAUGUCUUUAUAUGUUUGCUCUUCAGCUCUUGUGAAGGACCAUCUGUUUUUAUAUGAUCUGUAUUAAAUAAACCAUCAUAUAUGGUAUGAAAAAGGAUUGUUCUCAA